UGCCCUGAUCUUCAGCAGCUCCUCCAGUUUCCUCUUUCCGUAUAUUCAAUAAAUAAGCUUAGAUAAAUCAAUUAAAGUAAAAGCUACCAUAGCGUACUAGUAAUUUGGAGUUGACCAGUGACAAAUAUUGCGAUGAGGAGUGGUCAAGUAGUGGCGCUGUGUUUGACGACUUUACUGCACACUGCAUAUGUGAAUGGACAAUGUGGUUUUCCUGAAUCUUAUCCAGACAUUAGUCUUCUAGAGAAAUUUCAGACAGAGAACGAGUUUCCUGAAGGGCAUGAAGUUUUAUAUCAGUGCAGUCCAGGUUUCCAACAAACCAAUGGAACAGCCAAUAGUAUAUGCAAAGAUGGCAAAUGGACUGCAGUGCAGGUAACGUGUGAACGUAUCAGAUGCAAACCUCCGGAGAAUAUGACAAAUGGGAUGUUCAGUAUUUCGAGUGGCAUCUUCUAUGGAGAUAAAAUUUAUGCUUCUUGUUUCAAAGGUUAUAUGCUUGUGGGCAGAAGCUACAGACAAUGCCUAGCUAAUGGUGUACUGGAUGGAAUAAAUCCACAAUGUGUAGAAGAAACCGCACAAAACACCACACAGAAAAUUUUGCCUAAAUCUUCAGGAGAUUGUGGCAAACCUCCAAGUGUUGAAAAUGCAGUUCCAAGGUCUCAUUUUUUGGAUCAAACUGUGUUUGCCAAUGGAUCAAAACCCUCGUAUUAUGAGUGUGUAACUGGCUAUAGAAGAGCAGAGGGGAAUUUUAGAAUCACUUGCACUGAAAGCAAUUGGAGUUCACCAUCUUUGGUAUGUGUAAGGAAAGAUUGCGGUAGUCCACCACAACUUUAUAAUGGAGAUUUUGACGUAACAGAGGGAAUAGAGUUUGGUGCAACUAUAUUAGCAAAAUGCAAUGAAGGGUAUACAUUAUUGGGCCCAAAGUCCCUAUUGUGUGCUGCUAAUGAGCAUUGGGAAGGUGGUGAUCCUUAUUGUGAAGUUGUCAAAUGUGAAGAACCUCCAAAGAUAAAAAAUGGUCAAAUCACGAACCUACCAAUAGGCUCAGUUACAUUUGGCACAGUUAUAACAUACCAGUGUUUGCGUGGCAGUUUAAUUGGAAAUGCUUCGAUUGUCUGCGACAUCUCUGGCGAGUACAGUUCCUUGCCUCCAAAUUGCACUGAUAUUUCCUGUCCUAAUGUGAUACUGGAUAAUUCAAUAAAGACACAAGGAUUUGGACCAAAAUAUAACUAUGGAGACACUAUUACUUUUGCAUGUAAUAAUGACUACAGAAUAAAUGGAAGUAAAACAGUUAUAUGUGGAAGUGACAAUCAAUGGUCUCCUCUUCCAACCUGUCAAAGAAUUAUUUGUGCUAAUGUUCCAAAUUUGGAAAACGGUAGAAAGAAAUCUGACAAUGGCCCUCCCUACAAUUUCAAGGACACAAUUUAUUUUACCUGUGAAGGUGGAUACAGACUGAUAGGGAGCCACUCCAUCACUUGCAAUGUAAAUGAUGAAUGGUCUUCUGAACUUCCCACCUGUAAGCGAAUUGUUUGUCCUGAUGUUAAGGAUUUGGAAAAUGGUAAGAAAACACCUAGACCUGAUUCCCCCUAUUUCUUCAAUGGCAUAAUUUCUUUUGCCUGUGAUGCUGGAUACAGAUUGGUAGGAAAGCAGACAAUUACAUGUAAUGAAAAUGAAGAAUGGUCUUCUGAACUGCCCACAUGUGAACGGAUUAUUUGUCCUGAUGUUGUUGUGAAGAAUGGCAGUAAGAUAUGUGGACAUGGUGCCCCGUAUUAUAUGAAUGACAUCCUCCAUUUUAUAUGUAAUACUGGAUACACAAUGAUGGGAAGCAACACAAUCACCUGUCAGGAAGAUGGACAUUGGUCUUCUGAGCCUCCAUCCUGUAUGGUAUUUUCUUGUGGAACUCCUGAUAUAUUGCAUAAUGGGAAGAUCAUUGGUUAUAGAGUGUACAAUACCAUACAGAUUGCAUAUGCUGUGUGUGAUAAAGGAUAUUAUUUGCAGAGAGGUGGAAUCCAAGAAUGUCUUGCAAGUGGUUGGAGUGAAUAUUCAGCUGUGUGUGUCAGAGAUGAUAGUUAUGGUGAGUUGUCAAAAACAUUUUAUUGUGUCUUGUGCAAGUGUCCAGCUACAGGAUGGUUUUGACCUGUAUAUAGAUUAAUGAGUGCUAGCAAGUGAGUGACUGUCUCAUGACCUUUGAGCUUUAUUAUUGAAUGCUCUUUUCAGUUAAAUUAUUUAAUUGAUGAUGUGCCAUUUGAAAAGUUGCACUGGCUCCUUGCAGUCUGACAUAGCUUUAAAUUUCACAUGUUCUUGCUUAAUACUUUAAUCCAGUGGGUUUUAGGAGUAAAGUCAGCCAUCUGUCACCCCAUAUUGACACUGUAUUGACAAUAUUAAAGGUGGGGAAAUACCACUGGAUGAGUAGGUUUUUUUAUGGUUUUCUUUGUUUUUUUUCUUUGUUAAAUUUAUAACUUUUUUGAUUGUUGAAAGUUGUUUUAAUUAUUUUAUUUUUAAGACAAUUUACAACCUAGUUAUUGAGAUAAUGUGCCAUUUUGGGGCAUGGGUACAUAAGUACACAUUAUCUUCCUCAACACUUACACUCGAUGACUAAGUGUUUUCGUGCCUGUUUGUUUUUUUUUUUCUUUCUUUAUGCUUCUUAGACAUUUAUAGUAUUUGUAAAUGAUUUAACUCAACUGUUUGCUUCAAUUUAGAGAAUCGAUUUCUAUAUGGCUGGCUAGUGGGGUUCAUCUGUGGACUGCUAAUUCCACUGAUUUUGUUGUACUUAAAAUAUAUGAAAAGAAGACGUAAGUGUCAGAACACCACUGAAAUGCAUUGCAAGAACAAUGGUAUAUCAUCAGAUGAGGAAUCUAACAAGUUUAACACUGAGAAACUAUGAUUCUUCUAGAAAGUCCAAGAUGGUGUUUUUGAAAGAGUGAAAGCUUCUUCUUAGUGUGUGAACAUCUUUUCCCUCUUGUAUGACCCGCUCACCCCAAUUCUGUGGCCAUCAGUUCAUGUUGCCUUUUUUAGUGCCUUGAACAUUACAUCUAGAAAUGCCUUGGUCACAUGAAAGGUAAUAAGCAGAGCUAAUUUCCUACCCGUAGAAUAUGCCACCUCCUUACCUUUGCCAAAAUGCCACCUGUAGCCACAAUGGAGCAUGCUCAAAGAAUGUUUGAAUGUAACUUGUUUGUGUGGCCUAGGGUUUAUUAUACUCGUCACAUUGUUCCAUGUUCUUAAUGAUAAUUGCACUUAUGUAAUGCUUGUGAUGUUUGAUUGAAUUUCACUGCCUUUUUUCCUCAUUACAGUCAGUUUAUAGGUGUGUUUUUUUAUUCAGAAUUAUUUAACAUAAAUGGACCUGUACUUCGUAGUAAAUAUAUUUAUUUUCUGUAUUAUUAGAUUAUUUUUAAGCCAUGUCAUAUUUAAAUGGUAUUUAAGUGAUUCUGUAGUCCAUGUCUGUUUAUGUUUAGAUGGGGCUGAAAAUGAUUACGUGAAAAAUCAUAAACUAAAGGCGGGACAUUAAGUUUAGGUAGGAGUACAAAAUAUUUCCAAUCAUCUAAGAAUUGCUGGCACAAAAGUUUUCGCUUGUGUGCAAAUGUUUUUCUAAGUAACAUUUUAUUAUUGAAAUCUUUAUGAUUAAUUUGAAAGCAUUUUGAGUGAACAUACCCAGUGAUGUUGCCUCUAAAGUUGCACAGAUGUCUAGGUAGAGAAAUAAUUUACUAAACUGUUAAUAAUGCUGAGUGUAGGAAACCAUAUCUACCAAAUUUAAAGUGUGCCUGUUUUCACUUACCGAUUAUGUAGAUUUUUAAGAUUUAUCAUUUUACUAACCAAUGUUUAAUUUAGUAUUUUGCUGCUAGUAAUUUCUUGCCAGUCCUUCCCAGGUGUGUGUGGGUUUUCUUUCCGUUAUCACCAAAGAUGUGCACAUUGCAUUCAUUGGCAGUUCCAACUGGCCCCAUGUGAGUGUGAAAAAACAAUAAUCUUUUUCUGUAAUGAAUUAGAACAUUUUUUAUUCUCAUGUUUUUUUUUGAAGAAAAAAGAUAAAGUUCCUAACACAAUAGACUUCAAUGGGUACCAGCUCAGAAGAAAAAACAAACAGUAUCAAAACAUCCAUGGGGGAAAAAAAAAUCUCAAGUUACUCCUGUUAUAUGAUCCACGUAUCGGGUAUUGCAGGCCUAUGCGCACAAUGCCCCAAACACACACACAUUUUCUAAAAUCUUCUUAAAUGAACCACUUGCUUAAUGUCUUUUUGUGAAUGGCUGAGGAGCGCUGUCAAACCAAAAUGAUCUUUUGAAUUAAGGUCUCGAAUGCUCAAUCAGUUGUUAGCCAAUGUUCCUGCCAAGUAAUAGUGCAUUUGCUUUAUGUCGUAUCCAAAUUUCAAAGCAUGAUCUGAGAGAGAAGUACUGUUAGAUAUUAAAGGUUAAAGAAAUGAUAGUGAAAACAUUAUCAGGUGGAAUUUAUGCCACAUAUACUAUAUUGUCAUACCUGAGGUUCUCCAUCAAACAAAACAUCAAUUCAGCAUUGUAGUUUCACAUUCUGCUGCUCAAAAAACCAUAAAUACAGUUUUCAGGCUUAAUGACCAACGAAUAAGUGGAAGGGCAGUCUGUAAUAAAAAGCUUGAUUGUGUUGUGCUCUCCAUAAGAGGAUUUCCAGAAGUGGUUUAUUUAACAAUAUUUUAUCAAAAAAUAAUGUUUUUGAGACAUUGUGAGCAUUGGACUAGAUACCUGACAAUUGGAUUAUGUGACUUGAUGAAGUUCAGAUUUUUUUUAUGGAUAUUUUAUAUUAUUUGGUGUUUGUAGAACAUUGAGGGACUGGCGAUCUGUCCAGGGAUUGGAACAGCCAUGUGUCCCAUACAUGCUGGGAUAGGCACUAGUUUCUUCUUAUACCUGCCCUGGAUAAGUAAGUUAAAAACAUGGAUGGGUCCCCAUUGAAGCCUAUUGCUCUAGUAACUUUAUCAUCUCCAUUCUCCAUAAAAACAUUAGAUUAACAUUUUUUUUGACAAUUGCUAAAAACAACAUGAGUUAAGUACCAGAUUUUUAAAAAAUGUAUCAUUUUUGGUGGGAGUAUUCAUUUAAUGCUACAAACCCCAGCUUUGCUGGAGCUGUAAACGUGUGUCAGGCUAGCCAAAGUUUGGAGGGGUAGAAACACAAUGGCAAUCAUUUUACCUUUAUCUGCGAAAAGUAUUCAUUACUUUUCAGUUAUCUUCAUUAUGUUAUGACUUCUUAAUGUUGUGUUCUACCCAUUGUCUGCUCAAAACAUAACCUUAUGUGAGACCACCUCUGUUCAGAAUGGUAAGAUCGCCACUUUAGAGUUAAAAAGACAGAACAUUAAGAAUGAUAACAAUGUUAACAGAAAGGUUUAAA
Molecule: messenger RNA, 5333 nt
Organism: Erpetoichthys calabaricus (reedfish)
Lineage: Eukaryota; Metazoa; Chordata; Cladistia; Polypteriformes; Polypteridae
Product: complement component receptor 1-like protein
Exons: 19
Coding region: 133-2127 (664 amino acids)
Source: RefSeq, a predicted model, not a curated record